GCCAAAGAUGCCGCGCAGCGGAGCGGCUGCUUCGACCGCCGCUUGGUGGAAAUCUUCUUUGCUCAGGAACGCCUGGAAGGUGUCCGCUGUGUGCGGCUGUCGGGCGUCUUCGACUGGAUCGAAAAGGUACUUCCAGAGAUCCGCGGACAAGAGAUCUCCCU
Messenger RNA from Cladocopium goreaui, 161 nucleotides. Lineage: Eukaryota; Dinophyceae; Suessiales; Symbiodiniaceae. The record is from the annotation of a GenBank genome assembly.